Beta vulgaris subsp. vulgaris (sugar beet) is the source of this 1391-nucleotide messenger RNA. RefSeq lists its product as uncharacterized. Gene Ontology annotation, molecular function: metal ion binding. The transcript is spliced from 3 exons. Gene Ontology annotation, biological process: regulation of defense response to fungus. The record is from RefSeq and is a predicted model, not a curated record. The coding region runs from base 194 to 1012 and encodes 272 amino acids. Lineage: Eukaryota; Viridiplantae; Streptophyta; Magnoliopsida; Caryophyllales; Amaranthaceae.
AGCACCCCACCUUAAGAAUAUCCAGCUCCUCUUGCCUUCCUCCCCUCUCUUUCACUCUUUGUCUACCAUCUUCAUUCCCUUUCAUAUUAAGCACCCUUUUUCCAUCUAACAUUUUAUCACUUAACUAAUCACUCCUCCUCAUCUCAUCUCUUCUCUUUCCACAACAGAUUCAUCCAUUAUCUCAUCUUCAACCAUGCCUUGCUCUAAGGAGGAGAAGGUUACAAGAAUGGCGCUGAAGGUUGAUCUUGACUGUGAUCAAUGCUAUAGGAAAGUCAAGAGAACCCUCUGCAAAUUCCCUCAAAUACGAAAUCAAGAGUACGAUGAGAAGAAUAACACGGUGAUGAUUACCGUGGUCUGCUGCAGUCCUGAAAAGAUCAGAGACAAGCUCUGUUGUAAAGCAGGCAAAUCCAUCAAAAGCAUUGAGAUCAUCAAGCCCAAGCCCAAGCCCGCUCCUGCUCCUGCCGAGCCCGAGAAGCCCAAGCCCGCUCCAGCUCUUGCUCCUGCUCCCGCUCCCGCUCCCGCUGAGCCCGAGAAGACCAAACAAAAGCCCGCUCCCGAGCCCGAAAAACCCAAGCCCGCCCCGGCUCCUGAACAGAAGCCACCUGAAAAGAUCCAGAAAAACGGCUCCAAAAAUGGCUCAAAAAAAGUCGAGCCUCCUCCAGCCGAGCCAGCGCCCAAGCCGGCUCCAAAGCCAGCUGAGCCAGCGCCCAAACCGGCCCCAGCUCCAACUCCAGCUCCAGCUCCAGCUCCGGCUCCAGCGCCAAAAGCACAGGAGCCGCAGGCCCAAUGGGUACCUGGGUACCCGCCCGGCCCGCCACCGCAAGCGAUGCCAAUAUCAAUAUGCUGUGCUCCAUGUUAUGAUGGAAGACCCGGAGGUCCAUGUUACGGGUCAUCGGGUCCCGGGUACCCGUACGGGUAUUACGGGCACCCGUGCCCGCCGCCACGUGGAUAUUGUGCUAGUCGGUGCGAUUAUUUUAGCGAGGAAAAUCCUGCUGCAUGUUCUGUCAUGUGAGCUGUUUAGUUUGUUUUUCGGAUUGCCUAAAUUUCCUCCUCUCAUUACUACACUACUACUUACAUCGUUUACCCACGUAUUGCAAAAAUUUUAUUUUAUUUUUUCUGAAAAAAAAUAUAUAUGGGUCAACUGUGCACAUGAUCUAUAGAUUAAAGUUUACAGGCUAUUUUUAUAUAAUGUCAAUAUGGAGAAUAUACUAUAUACUAGUAAGCAGAUAUUGUAUGAAGUUGAAAGGAUGGAGUAAUAAAGUGGAGUUCUUAAUAAGGUUGUUUGGUGACUUUGGUGGAGAGGGUAGUGAGGAUGGUGUAUGUUUUCAGCGCACACAAUUAGUGCGCUAUAGUUUAAUGAAUCCAACUUUAGCUUAAUAUUAUUGCUUCAA